Aphidius gifuensis is the source of this 1942-nucleotide messenger RNA. Its product is annotated as phytoene desaturase-like. Lineage: Eukaryota; Metazoa; Arthropoda; Insecta; Hymenoptera; Braconidae. Gene Ontology annotation, molecular function: oxidoreductase activity. The transcript has 4 exons. Gene Ontology annotation, biological process: carotenoid biosynthetic process. The record is from RefSeq and is a predicted model, not a curated record. Bases 164 to 1756 code for a protein of 530 amino acids.
AUGAGGCAUUUGAUAAGAUUGACUUUAACUAAGGUCAUUCUUUAUUAAACCGUUAUACAAACAAGUUGAAAAGCCAUUUAAAUAACUUCAUUUUAAUUUUAAAUAACAAAUUUGUAAUUGUUAAUUUUUAUUUUAUAAACACAAAAAAUUGUUGAUUACAAAAAUGGCAAUUAAAGUUAUAAUUAUUGGAGCUGGAGUUGGUGGAACAGCAACAGCAGCAAGAUUAAGUGCCAAAGGAUUUGAUGUUAAAGUAUAUGAAAAAAAUUCUUACAAUGGUGGAAGAUGUUCAUUGAUUAAUCACAAUGGUCAUCGAUUUGAUCAAGGACCAUCACUCUAUUUAAUGCCAAAAAUAUUUGAAGAAACAUUUCGUGAUUUAAAUGAAAAUAUACAUGAUCAUAUAGAAUUAUUAAAAUGUACAACAAAUUAUAAUUUAUAUUUUCAUGAUGAUAAAGUCAUUAAAUUAUCUACUGACUUAACUGAACUAUCAUCAACUCUUGAUGAAUAUGAAGGGGAUAGUGAAUUAACGCUAAUUAAUUUUUUAAAAUUUUUAAAAGAAUCACAUGUACAUUGUCAUAGAAGUAUAAAACUUGCACUGAGAAAUGAUUUUCAAAAUUGGUAUGAUUUUUUUCAUCCACGACAUGUACCAGAUCUUAUUAAACUUCAUUUGUAUGAUACUGUAUAUAACAGAGUUUGUAAAUAUUUUAAAAGUGAUUAUAUGAGGAGAGCAUUUACAUUUCAAACCAUGUAUUUAGGAAUGUCACCAUAUGAUGGUCCAGCUCCAUACAGUUUACUACAAUACACAGAAAUGGCUGAGGGAAUAUGGUACCCAAAAGGUGGAUUUAAUAAAGUACUACAAAGUCUUGAAAAUAUUGCAAUAAAACAUGGAGCCGAGUUUAAUUACAACAGUGAUGUCAAGGAAAUAAUUAUCGAUGAUAAUGGUGUUGCCAAAGGAAUAAAAUUACAAAAUGGUAAUAUAAUAAAUAGUGACAUUGUCAUUUGCAAUGCUGAUCUUGUUUAUGCAUAUAAUAAAUUAUUGCCAAAAACACCCUAUGCUGAUAAACUUGGCAAACAAAAACUUACAUCAUCAUCAAUAUCAUUCUACUGGUCAAUGAAAAAAAUAAUACCACAAUUAAUAAUGCAUAAUAUAUUUGUAGCCGAAAAAUAUAAAGAAAGUUUUGAUCAAAUAUUUAAAGAUCAUAAACUGCCAGAUGAACCAUCUUUUUAUGUUAAUGUACCAAGUCGUCUUGAUCCAACAGCAGCACCAGAAGGCAAAGACAGUGUUGUUGUUCUUGUACCAGUUGGUCAUUUAACAAAUAAUCCAAAUAUUAAUUUUGAUGAUAUAGUAAAUACAGCUAGACAACAAGUUAUUGAAAUAAUGGAAAAAAGAUUAAAAAUAACAAAUCUACGAAGUCUCAUUGAACAUGAAAUUGUUAAUGAUCCUAGAACUUGGCAAAGUGAAUUUAAUCUAUGGAAAGGAUCUAUACUUGGAUUGUCACAUUCUAUGUUUCAGGUACUGUGGUUUAGACCCAGUUUAAAAUGUAAAAUAUUUAAUAAUUUGUAUUUUGUUGGUGCAUCAGUUCAACCUGGAACUGGUGUACCUAUUAUUCUUUAUGGUGCAAAAUUAUUAGAAAAAAAAAUAUGUAAUGCAUAUUUGAACAAAAAUUCAAGUAAAUUUUCAUUACAUAAUUUUAUUGUAUUUUUAAUAAGUUUUUUUAUUUUUAUUAUUUCUAUUUACUUUUUUUAUAUUUUUUAUUGAUAUUAUAUUUUCAAUGAUAUUGUUAUAAUUUUUUUUUUCUAAUUUCUCAUAUUAUCUAUUUUUAAUUGUAUGAAUAAUAAAAUUUGUAUUCAAAUUGAAUUGAUUAUCAUUUUGUAUUUAAUCGUAAAUUUUUAAAUAAAAAUUCUUCUAAUAAAAUUAAUCAAAAUAAAAACAUAGUCAUUAUCU